AUGGCGACGACCCUCAUUCGCCGCUCGUCAGCCGGUGGUAUGGUCUUCGAAUCGGCAUCGUGGACACGCGCCCAUCUGGUGCACCGUAGGAGACCGCGGGCUUACGGUAAUGUCGUAAGCCAUUGGCAAAUUCGAGUCGUUCUUCCACUGCCAAGAAAAUCUCGUGACCCACAGUGGAGUUCGGCUGCGCCGGAACAUCAAGCAGCCCUAUUUACGGACGGACACUGCUGCUCUUCGGAGGGGACCUGGGAAAGCUGGCCUAAAUAUUGCUGGGGAACCACGUCGUCUGCAGGCUGACCAUUGUCGCAGACGCAAAACGCACGGUCGAAACAACCAAAUUCGAAAUAACAACAACAGCACUACUCGCUCUCCUCAUUCUACCUCUUCCUCCUUUUCCAGUCUAUUCUUCUGCCUAUUCUUCUCGUUCGCCAUCUUCUUCUCCACCUCCUUCACGCCGACCCACUCGUGGCCAGACUGGCAGGGUGAGUCCACUCACUCUGUCAGCCUGGAAUGUUCGUUCCCUUUCAGACAAUCCGAAGUCCAACCGACCGGAAAGGAGGACGGCGCUAGUGGCCCGGGAACUGACGCGCUACAAGGUGGACAACGCCGCACUCAGCAAGACUCGAUUCUCCGAACAAGAUCAAUUGGAGGAGGUGGGUGUCGGUUGCACCUUCUUCUUCAAUGGUCGCCCCAGGGCAGAGCGACGAGACGCGGUCGUCGCCUUCGCCAUUCGGAACGACAUCGUAGGACGACUGCUCUGUUUGCCGCAGGGCAUCAACGAUCGCCUGAUGAGCCUCCGCCUGCCUCACUUGGGAGGCAAAUUCGCCACUAUCAUCAGCGCCUACGCUCCGACGAUGACGAACCCCGACGCCGUCAGAGACAAAUUCUACGAGGACCUACACGCCCUCUUGGCGACUGGGUCGAAGGCGGACAAGUUCGUUGUCCUUGGUGACUUCAACGCCCGCGUCGGCACAGACCAUGCUGCCUGGAGAGGAGUGCUGGGUCCCCAUGGUCUCCGCGGCUCAAACGACAAUGUCCUGCUGCUCCUCCGCACCUGCGCAGAACACCGCCUCAUCCUGACUACCACAUUCUUCUGUGUGUCGGAGCGAGAGCAGGCCACCUGGAGGCAUCCUCGGUCGCGUCAGUGGCACCUGCUGGACUAUGUCCUCGUCCGGAGGCGAGACCAGUUGGACGUGCUGGUGACAAAGGCGAUCGCGGGUUCUGAUGUAUGGACCAACGAUCGCGUCGUCAUCUCAAAUAUGCGUAUUAGCCUACAGCCUCGUAGGAGGCCACAACGAAAGCGACCCCCAGGUAAGCUGAAUAUUGCCUUGUUGUAUUUGCCCGCUCACCAUCUACAUUUCAGCAAUGAGCUAGCUCAACGGCUAGACACCCCUCCAAUCGCUGCCGCCGCCGAUGCUGUCGCUGCCGAGAACGCUUCCGUAGAGAACUGCUGGUGUCAACUGAGAGACACGGUCCAGUCCAUGGCACUAACAGUCCUCGGUCGCGCACGCCGCCAACACCAGGACUGGUUCGACGACAACGACGUCGCCAUUAUCAAUCUGCUCUCCGAGAAUGACCGCCAACACAAAGCCUACGUAGACCACCCCACUGACGACAACAAAACUGCUUUUUACAGCAGUCGCCGCCACCUUCAGCAACGACUGCGCGAGAUGCAGAACGCCUAG
Messenger RNA from Spirometra erinaceieuropaei, 1685 nucleotides. The record is from the annotation of a GenBank genome assembly. NCBI's taxonomy places the organism in Eukaryota, Metazoa, Platyhelminthes, Cestoda, Diphyllobothriidea, Diphyllobothriidae.